AUGUACAAAAUCAAGGCAAGCUUUAUCACUAAACCCGACGCGACUCCGGAUGAAAUCCGAGGAUUACUACUCACUCAAGGUCCUAUUGGUAUAAGUGUUAAUGUAUGCGGAAUAUUUGGUCGUGCUGAUGAGUUUAAGGAGAUCUAUAUUUUGCCUGAACCGAAAGAAAAUAUGAAAAGACAUGCUUUGAUCAUUGUGGGUUUUGGUACAACAAAAGAUGGCAAAUUGUUUUUCAUUGUCCAAAACACGUGGGGGACAAAAUGGGGAUUCAACGGAUAUGCAAGAAUUAUCAUCAAAAAGACUUGUCCUAUAUUUGACGUGAGUGGUUUGGUUAACUAAUUUUAAGUUUAAAAUAAAACAUAUUUAACUAUCUUGUGAAAAUGGUCAAGAAUUUAUUAUUAUUUUUAUGGAUUUAAUUAUCGUUAUGAUUGUUGUUUUUAUCGACUCUAAUCUAUGCCUUGCGAGACUAGUAUUUCUUAAAUUUUUCAUAA
Arabidopsis lyrata subsp. lyrata is the source of this 491-nucleotide messenger RNA. Its product is annotated as cathepsin B-like CP1. Gene Ontology annotation, molecular function: cysteine-type peptidase activity. The record is from RefSeq and is a predicted model, not a curated record. Gene Ontology annotation, biological process: proteolysis. Lineage: Eukaryota; Viridiplantae; Streptophyta; Magnoliopsida; Brassicales; Brassicaceae.